AUGCAAUACAACAUACUCUCAAAUUGGGAUACAAAGAAGGAAUGGAAAAAGGAUUGGGAUUGGGAUGCACAUAUGGAUUCACAUGCAUGUCAUGGGCGCUUGUGUUUUGGUAUGCAGGUGUAUUUAUUAGGAAUGGGCAGACAGAUGGUGGAAAAGCAUUUACAACAAUCUUCUCUGCCAUUGUUGGAGGCAUCAUUCAGCAAAGGGAAAGCUGUUGGAUAUAAAUUAUUGGAAAUUUUUAAGCAAAAACCGACUAUAGUUCAAGACCCUACAGAUGGGAAAUGUUUGACCGAGUCACUAAUAUCCACACAAUCACGUCUAGUAAUCUCUCCUUCUGAAACUGAUGCAUCUACUGAUAGCAUCUUGACUUCUGAUUCAAUCUGUAUUAAAGUCCCUACCGAUGAUAUUCGAGUUGGAGAUUUUGUAUUGGUUUUGCCUGGAGAUACUAUUCCUAUAUAUGAUGACCCACUGAAAAUUGAAGCUUCUUCCACCGGCUCCAACUCAACAAUAACAAAGAUUGUCAAAAUGGUAGAGGAUGCAAAGGGGCGUGAAGCACCUAUACAGAGGCUUGCAUAUUCAAUUGUUGGGACAUAUGUAUACACUGUUAUGACAUUAUCAACAACAACAUUUUCCUUCUAG
Lactuca saligna is the source of this 639-nucleotide messenger RNA. NCBI's taxonomy places the organism in Eukaryota, Viridiplantae, Streptophyta, Magnoliopsida, Asterales, Asteraceae. The record is from the annotation of a GenBank genome assembly.